CUCGAGUAUCCCAUCGAGAGGCAAAUGUUUCUCCAGAUCAUCCUCCUUGUUUUCUCUUAACUACGUAGUGCUCCAUUCUGAAGUUUCACUGGCCGUUCUUUAAUCAAACUUGGUCUUGGGAGUCGCCUUCUUUCUUUGCUUCUGUCCCAUGGAUCCUACAUAUCCUCCACCGUCGUCACUCGCUCCGACCUCACUUCUCUUUCAUCUCUCAUCCUUCAUGAGGAAGUCGCGAUAGAGAAACAAGCUCCGGCCUAGUCAACCCACAAUCACUGUCCAUCGUUCCUGCCAACUUUGAUCGAUCUGAUCCACACGCCCCGCUCUCACCCGCCAACUUCCUUGGACCAGAACGCCUUUUUUGCGACCUUCUUCCCGCAGCAGCUAUAUUUUUUAGAGCUACGAUAACCCAUCUGUUAUACAACACUCAUUUUUCAGGAACACUCCUUUUUAGGACUCGCCCGUUGCGUUCGUGGUUCAAUAUGUUCUCCAGCACGCUCGUUAAGGCUGGCGUCGCUGCCAUUGCUGCCGCCACAACGGCCGUGGCCGCCUCGCUCCCUGAGAUCUCCGUGGUGGGAAACAAGUUCUUUGACCCUUCGGGGAAGCAGUUCUUCAUUAAGGGCAUUGCGUAUCAAUUGAUUCCCCAUGACCCGUUGAAGGACACCGAACAAUGCACACUCGAUGCGAAGGCGAUGAAGACAUUGGGUGCCAAUACUAUCCGUGUCUACCACGUCGACCCCACGGCCGACCACGAUGGGUGCAUGUCCGCAUUUGCCGAUAACGGCAUCUAUAUCCUGGUGGAUCUCGACGACUUUGCAACUGAUAUCGACCCGUUGAAGCCAACAUGGGCCGAUUCCCAGUACAAGGCCUACUCUGCCAUCUUCGACGUUUUCGCCAAAUACACCAACACUCUCGGUGUCUUUAUUGGCAACGAGGUCAUUGCCCGUGCCAACCAGUCUGAGGCUGCGCCAUAUAUCAAGGCUGCCACCCGCGACAUGAAGGCCUACCGUGACAAGCAGGGAUUCCGCAAGAUCCCGAUUGGAUACUCCGCCGCAGAUAUCGCAGAAUUGCGCCCCAUGCUCCAGAACUACCUUGUUUGCGGCGACACUGCAGAUACGGCUGACUUUUUCAGCUUGAACGCCUACGAGUGGUGCGAGCCGGGCAACGACUUCCAGACCUCUGGAUACAAAACCCUAAACGAUAUGGCCGCAGGAUACCCCGUCCCCAUCUUCUUCUCGGAGACUGGCUGCAACACCGCUCGCCCCCGCCUCUUCCUCGAUCAGAAUGCCAUCCUUGGCCCAGACAUGAACGACCUCUGGUCUGGCGCCAUCGUCUACGAGUGGAUCGAGGAGAAAAACAACUAUGGGCUGAUCAGCUACGGACCACCACAGGGAGAGAAGACCGACGAUAACAUCGAGGACGGCUUCCUCCGCAAGGGCACCCCGACCCCAGUCCAGCCUGACUUCUCCAACCUCCAGGCCGUCUGGAAGACCAACAACCCCAAGGGAACCGCCAAGGCCGCGUACACGCCAAAGCUCACCGCCCCAGCCUGCCCGAAGUCUACCGCCGGCGGCUGGCUCUUGAACGGCGACGUCGCCCUCCCCACGCUCAACCAGGUCUUCACUGCAUCCGCGACCAACAAGCCAACCGGCGGCGGCAAGAACCAAAUCCCAACGGCCACCAGUACCAAUGCAGCGGCGGCAACCGGAACAAACGGUGCCGUGGCCGUCGGCCGUGAACUUUCCGGCGUGACCGGCGCGCUUGCCGCUGUUGUGGUUGGCUUCGCCGUGUUGCUCUAGACUGCUGCAUUUCCUAUAGUAUGGCGUUCUAGAUAGUUUGUACUUUUUUCAUGCACCUUCUAUGUAUCUUUAUUUUUUUAAGCUUGUGAAUAAUUGACUGUGUUUUUUUGAGACGACGGGGACGUAGGGAAGGAGUGAUGGGUGUAUCUAUGUGUUACAUUGUUGGUGUUUUUAAGCACAGCAUAGCGUUGCUCCGCGCUUUAUAGUGGGCAUGUAGCAUAGGGAGAUGUAUAGAUGUGAGAGGAAGAGAUGAAAUUUCUCGGUUUUUGGUCAAUAUGGGAGGGUGGUGAUGACCAUAGGCUGAAAAGGCUGAAAAACGGCCGAGGUCUGAGGUAGAUAUUUUGCUUAGACGUGCAAGAGAGUAAAGAAGACACUAGUAGUAACAAAAUCAUACUACCAAAAAGAUGAUACUGUUGAAUUUAAAGCUGAAGUUGUAGCUAAGGGAUUUGAACAGAUAUAUGGCUUAGACUAUAUUGACACCUUUGCAGCUGUAGUAAACAGCUAGCAUGGCGUUUAUUAUUUGCAUUAGCUGUACAGUAUUAUAUAAUAGAUCGC
Molecule: messenger RNA, 2348 nt
Organism: Pseudogymnoascus destructans
Lineage: Eukaryota; Fungi; Ascomycota; Leotiomycetes; Thelebolales; Thelebolaceae
Exons: 3
Coding region: 477-1793 (438 amino acids)
Biological process (GO): fungal-type cell wall (1->3)-beta-D-glucan biosynthetic process
Cellular component (GO): fungal-type cell wall; cytoplasm
Molecular function (GO): 1,3-beta-glucanosyltransferase activity
Source: RefSeq, a predicted model, not a curated record